Molecule: messenger RNA, 1405 nt
Organism: Scaptodrosophila lebanonensis
Lineage: Eukaryota; Metazoa; Arthropoda; Insecta; Diptera; Drosophilidae
Gene: Uba5
Product: ubiquitin-like modifier-activating enzyme 5
Exons: 2
Coding region: 94-1293 (399 amino acids)
Biological process (GO): protein ufmylation
Cellular component (GO): cytosol; cytoplasm
Molecular function (GO): UFM1 activating enzyme activity
Source: RefSeq, a predicted model, not a curated record
GACAGUUUAUAGUGAAAGUGACACGACGACAAGCAAAUCAUUAUUGUACUCUGGAUUAAAUUUAUUCGAAUUAUUUGCCUACUAUAUGCGAAAAUGGCUUCUGUUAUCGACGAUUUGCGAGGAAUUAUUGCAAAGCUGCGUAGUGAACUAGAAGAACAAAAGAAAUCUACACACACAGCACGCGAGCGAAUUGCUCAUAUGUCCGCUGAAGUUGUUGAUUCAAAUCCUUACAGUCGCCUUAUGGCAUUGCAGCGCAUGAACAUUGUAAAGGAGUAUGAGCGCAUACGUGACAAGACUGUGGCCAUUGUGGGAAUUGGAGGCGUGGGCAGCGUCACUGCCGAUAUGCUGACACGUUGCGGCAUUGGCAAGCUAAUACUCUUCGACUAUGAUAAAGUAGAGUUGGCGAAUAUGAAUCGGCUUUUCUUCACACCCGACCAGGCGGGCCUGUCCAAAGUGGAAGCUGCUGCUCGCACUCUAAGCUUCAUAAAUCCAGAUGUGCGCAUCGAGACGCACAACUACAAUAUUACAACAGUGGAGAAUUUCAACCAUUUUCUAACCACCAUCUCGAAAAAUAGUCUUGAGGGCAAGUCCGUAGACUUGAUACUCAGUUGUGUGGACAAUUUUGAGGCACGCAUGGCCAUUAACGCGGCAUGUAAUGAGCUAAAUCUAUUUUGGUUUGAAUCGGGCGUUUCGGAAAAUGCUGUGUCGGGUCACAUUCAAUUCAUUCGUCCAGGAGAUACAGCUUGUUUUGCAUGUGCUCCUCCAUUGGUCGUGGCGGAGAACAUUGACGAGCGUACGCUCAAGCGUGACGGAGUGUGCGCCGCAUCUUUGCCAACGACCAUGGGUAUUACAGCUGGAAUUUUGGUGCAGAAUGCGCUUAAAUAUUUGCUGGCUUUUGGUGAGGUAUCCGACUAUUUGGGCUACAAUGCAAUGAACGACUUCUUUCCCAAAAUGGCACUAAAGCCGAAUCCGCAGUGUGAUGAUCGUCAUUGUCUUCUGCGACAAAAGGAAUUCCAAGCUCGUCCUAAGCAAGUAGCAGCUGUUAUCGAAGAGGCCCCAAGUGAACCCUUACAUCCCGUUAAUGAAUGGGGCAUUGAGGUGAUGGGCGAUGACGAAUUAUCGCAGGAGGACCAACAAAAGGACAAACAAACAAGUUUAGAGGUUGGUGCUGGACUGCGGUUGGCCUACGAAGCACCGGAGAAGACGGAAACUGACGUUGCGGCGCCAAUAGCGGGCGAUGUGGGCGCAGAUGCCUCCCUAGAUGAUUUGAUUGCACAAAUGAAGUCCAUGUAGAUGAAAAAUUCCAUUAUUAGUAAUUAACUAUUAUUAUUGUUUUGUACUGUCUUUAUUUUUUUUUACAUAUUAAAUCACUCAACACAGUUGAGUGCAAGCAUUUGAAACUGGG